Messenger RNA from Athalia rosae (coleseed sawfly), 1445 nucleotides. Its product is annotated as inositol monophosphatase 1. Gene Ontology annotation, biological process: signal transduction; inositol metabolic process; phosphatidylinositol phosphate biosynthetic process. The record is from RefSeq and is a predicted model, not a curated record. Bases 182 to 1000 code for a protein of 272 amino acids. NCBI's taxonomy places the organism in Eukaryota, Metazoa, Arthropoda, Insecta, Hymenoptera, Athaliidae. The transcript has 7 exons. Gene Ontology annotation, molecular function: inositol monophosphate 1-phosphatase activity.
UCCCGCCACUUGCGCGCGAUCUGCCAAGAAAAACACAUGAUUCCGUAGUCAGUGGCACGUCAACCGUGAGUUGUGCCCCACCACUGAUAUAUUUCUGUGUACCCCACGUAUUUCGUUCUGCUACUCUUUUCGAGCUCUCAUUUUCAACAGAUCGGCUUGAGUUAAAUAAAUAUCAGCAAUAAUGGCAGAGUACAACGAGUGCUAUGAGCUAGUUAUUGGAUUGGUGAAAGAAGCAGGUGUGUUGAUAAAAGACCGGAUCUUUACGCAGAAGGAUGUGGAACAAAAAUCCUGCGACAUAGACUUGGUGACUUUGACCGAUCAGGAAGUAGAGAAACUAUUGAUCGAUGGUAUUUCCUCAAAGUUUCCCGAUCACAGAUUCAUCGGUGAAGAAGCCACAGCGUCUGGUACCAAAGUUGAAUUGACGGAUUCUCCGACUUGGAUCAUAGAUCCCGUAGAUGGGACGAUGAACUUUGUUCACGGUUUUCCUCAUUCGUCUAUCUCUAUUGCUUUGUAUGACAAAAAAAUUGCCCAAAUCGGCAUAGUUUACAACCCCGUUCUAGAGCAGCUCUUCACAGCCCGGAAAGGAUUGGGUGCCUUCUUAAAUGGAAACCCAAUUCACGUUUCAAAUCAAAAAGAAUUGGGAAAAGCUCUUCUUAUGGUCGAAUGGGGUACUAGCCGGGAUCCGGAAAAGAUGAAAGUCUUCAUGGAAAACAUGACGAUUUUGAACCCUCUCAUUCAUGGGACCAGAACCUUGGGCUCGGCAGCCUUGAACAUGUGCAUGGUAGCUUCUGGCGGUGCUGAUAUAAAUUUUGAGUUCGGUAUACACGCCUGGGACAUAGCUGCUGGCAACAUCAUCGUCCGUGAGGCUGGUGGUGUUUGCAUCGAUCCAAGCGGAGGACCAUUAGAUUUGAUGAGCAGACGAGUCUUGUGUGCAUCGACUUCGGAAUUGGCGGAAAAAGUAGCAAAUUUAUUGAUCCAGCUUCACCCAGAGCGGGAUUAGAGGAGGAUCAUUGAUGUGUCGUGGAAUGACUUUGUCGCCUCGAUACCACUGGAAUGAGCAUUAGGUUUUUUGAACGCUGUUACUGGUACCUGGUAGGCUAAUUUUAGGCUAAGUAUUUAUAGUUCUUCAAAUAGUUUUAUUUCAAACAAUAUAGCAUAGUGCAUCCCAAAAUUGUGUUGCGGUAUACAUUGUUGUGAACAGUUGAUUCGGGGUAUGUAGUUAUCUUGCGUAAACUAUCGUACGAAAUUAUAUUACUUUUGGAGAACAGAUUAUACUCGAACCUUCGGUCAAAACGCCAUUUAAUUACUAUGGGUUCUUUGGAAACAUUGGAAUGAUCAGUUUUACAUUGGAACACUAUUGAAUCUGAUUGAUAUGUUAUGGAACUUACAAGUGCGACAAUAUCUUGUACAUCAUAUCGCUACCAAAUAUAACGUUUUCAAUGUUA